GGACCCUGCGGUGCGGCUGAGCAGGGAGUCAUCACAUGUUGUGUGUAGUUAGCGCCCUGAGAGAGAAAAGGAAAAAAAGAAAGAAAAGAGAGGGAAUUCUCUGGAGAAAUCAAUCAGACGAGGAAAAAAAGUGCAAAUUAAAGCUGUUCACUUCAGUCUAAACCCCUUCUGUAGCUGCGGGACCUCAUGAACCGCCAUGAACCAGGACCGGCAGAAGCGCAAGGAGGAGAUCCAGAAAGCUCUGGCUUUUAUCCAGUCGUCGCUGCCGUACCCCGACCCGGACGGCUACGAGGGCUUCCUCAUGCAGCUGGUGUGUAAUCUGUUGGACGAAGGUAACGCGGCGUUCAGGGAGGGCGACUGGACGCUGGCGCGAGGCCACUUCAGCGAGGGAGUGAGCGUGGCGAGAUACGCUCAGGGCGAAGGAGUGACGGUUCCUGCGGCGCUGCUCGAGAGCCUGUACGUGAACAGAGCUGCGGCGCAACACAACAUGGGGGAGCUGGAGGCGAGUGUGAGGGACUGUGACAGCGCUCUGAGUGUGUGUAAGGACAGCGGCAGGGCUCUAUACAGGAAGGCCGUGUGUCUGAAGGAGCUCGGCCAACUGGACGAGGCGUACAAGUGCAGCACCGUCUGCCUGCUCACCUCUCCACAGGAUGAGAGGGUGAAGGAACUGGCUCAGGACUUGGCAGAGACUCUGGGUCUGAAGACGCGUAAAGCCUACGUUGAUGUGCAGCAGGGUGUGACUGAGACGAACGGAGACGGCAUGCCUCCUCUGGAGUUGAUCUCUAAUGGAGUGGACAGCUUGUGUGAUGCCACAGGUGUGCCUGUGAGCACGUCCUCCGUCUUGCCCGCCCCGGUCCCUGUGAGCGACGCAGCUGAGCCGGCUGUGUGUCUGUCGGUGCCCGUGUCUGAGCAGCUGGGGGACUGUGAGCUGGUGGGGGACGAGCUGGACACGCUUCUGGACUGCGUCUCCAAGCAAGAGCAGCUCCCACAUACCCCCUCUAAAGGCAGCGUCGUCCCCACUCAUGUCCCGGCGAUGGGUCUGGGUCCGUCGUUCCCGCCGCUCCUCCCUGCUCCCUCCCCGUGUCUUCCUCCUGCGUUCUUCCCUUCGGCCGUCACUCACCUGAACACGCUGGACUCGUUCUGUGAGCCGGGUCGCGACCCGUUUCUGUCCGUCAGACCCCUGGACUCGCUCGACUCCUUCUCUCAGGCCUCGUCUCAGGGCUCAGUGCCUCAGCGACCCCCUCUGGUGGUGGGAGGAGAGGGACUCGACUCGCUCUCGGAGUUCACACUGCCCGGUGGUAAAAUCUCUCACACUUUUCUCCCUCCACUGAAGAUCAGAAGCUCCUCUGACUCUGUGAACGCUGUUUACACGAACGGUCAUGUAGCGUCUACCUUAUCCCAGCUUUCCAAGAAUCCUCUGGAACACACACACGACUUCACUCAGGCCUGUUCAGCCUGUUUUAUACGUACAGGUGCGGGCGUGCUGGACUGUGAGUACAAGUCCGAUUUGUCUCACAGCUGUAAGAAAGACAUCCUGCUGUGCAGGAGAAAAGGCGGAGUCAGUGUGCCUUGGAGGCGUGUCCGGCCACGCCCAGCUCGAAGCAACUUCCAGGGUCCUUAUGUGCUCUGUAAAGAGGUCCUAGAGCGUCAGGACUGUAAAUACGGUGAGGCCUGUACCUUUGCAUACUGUCAGGAGGAGAUUGAUGUGUGGACACAGGAGAGGCGGGGCUUAUUGACGCGGGAGCUGCUCUUCAACCCGCUCUCAUCCAAUCAGAGACAAGCGCUGAGCGUCAUCAGACUACUGAAUAUACACGGCGGCAUGUUCAUGUUCCUCUGUGAGGGCUGUUUUGAUGGUAAACCCAGGACGGUCAGUAAGCGCUGUAAGGAGAACCCGUCCUUGUGCUCCAGCAUGGACUUCCCUCAUCAGUUCGACAGAAACAAGUGUCUGGUGCAUGUGGUGAAGAACAGCAGCAGAGUGUGUUACAGUAAGAUCCGGCCCCUCAGCCCCCAUCGUCAGUUUGAUGUGUGUCGUCAUGAGGUGCGUUACGGCUGCCAGCGCGACAAGAACUGCAGCUUCGCUCACUCGCUCAUCGAGCUCGAGUGCUGGAUCCUCCAGAAAGACCAUGGCACCACUCAUGAGGAGAUCGUGCAGGAAUCUAAGAAGCACUGGCACAAGCAGAGACCAGUAACCCUUUCUGUGUCCCAGACCAACGGCAUUACAUUUAAAGGGGAGGGGUAUAACAAAGGGGCAGAGUUAAAUGGGAAGGCGGGACCUGAGCGAUACUCCGGAGCAGGGAGCGCGUCGGUGGUGGUGAAAGUUCACGACCUGCGUCUGACGAUGAAGUUUGUGUGCGGUCAGUGCUGGAGCGUCGGGCUGCCGAGCGAACCGGACAAAGCGCUCAAGUACUGCAGCGCUAAAGCACGGCACAGCUGGAUUAAAGAACGGAGGGUGCUCUUGGUGAAGUCCUUGGACAGGGAGAAGUGGGUGGCCGUGCGACCUUUGCCCUUUGCGAAGACGUACCCUCAGCAGUACGACAUCUGCGUCCAUGUGCUGAAGGAGAAGAAGUGUCACUACAUCGGGAACUGCUCUUUCGCCCACAGCCUGGAGGAGAAGGAGCUGUGGACCUACAUGAAGAACACCGGCUUGCGGGACCUGCAGCAGGUCUACGAUGUGUGGUCGGUGACGGCCAAUCAGAACAAGCGGCCCGACGGAGCGUCAGCGUCCCAGUUAUCAGAGGAGAAGCAGAUCGCCAUGCCGACGGACUUCGCAGACACCACUGAUGGUUUCCACUGCCGCCUGUGUGGGAAGCACAGUAACAGCGAGCGUCAGUGGCAGCAGCACAUCUCAUCCGAGAGGCACAAAGGGCACGUGCUGAGCGGAGCGGGCGAGGAGGAGAGUCUCACUUGGAUCCACCGCUUCCCCGGACCCUACUUCUCCCUCUGCCCCAGGUUGGAGAGCGGCUGUACCGAGGGUGUGAGCUGCGACUACGCCCACAGCCAGGAGGAGCUCCAGGAGUGGCGUGAGAGGCGGGACUUCCUGCGCAAGAGGCUGGAGAGAGCCCGUGCCGACAUGCUCAUCGCCCCGAACGACUACGAUUUCGGGAAGUACAACUUCCUCCUGCUGGACUGAGAAACCACACACGCGCGCGCGCGUGAGCCGCCACACACUGAAGUGCCAUGCAUGCGUUCUCUUUAACUGACCCGUUUUGAUUUAUUUUUAAUUGUUGUAUUUUAGUUUUAAAUAUAUUCCCACUUUCCUUCCAGCCCAGUCUGAGACGGCGAGCUCCAGCGCAGGGUCACGAUCAGUCAAGUGCCUCUGUACAGAGUUCCCUUACUUUAGGCACCUUUUAAUCCGGACACGAGCGUCCUUUCAGCCUCGUUUAACCCCAGCGUCACGUCUGUGCACUGCCCAGUUUAAAGCGCCAGCCAGCACCGCUGCUCGGGACCAGUUCUGUCGUUUAUAACGUGGUGUAUAACUUACUCUAACGAGCUGAUUAACACACAAACUGCACAUUCUCUCGCUUUUAUUACAGUACAACGCAAUACGACGAUCAGACUAACAGAAAUGAUGAGUUUUAUGAUCAUACUGGUGGUUUUUUUUAAUUAUUAUUAUUAUUUUUUAGUUUACAGCUGAUCCUAACGCUUCGCUGAGCCUAAACUCAAAAGCCUACCUUUUUACUACUUCCUAUAGUGAUUGUAUUUUUCUAAUCUGCGGCAAAAUACAGUUUACCGAGAAAGGAAAACAAAACUUGCUGAUUUAUUUUCUUAUCCAUCGGCACCAUUGAGUUGCGUGUAAUCUAUAGAAAGUUACUCGUGUUUUCCCCGCGUCGAUUAGCACAAAAGGCGCUUUAGAGUCGACAACAACCAAGUGAGAGAACGUCCGAAUGAAGGCGCGUCGAUCUGUACAAACCGUCUCAGUCCUCCGAUUGUUUAUUAGAUUAAAAGGAAAAAAACCUGGGAUUAAACUACAUCAUGAGGACGAGGAUGAGGGCUGCGUCUCAAAUCAUACUUGAUCUCUCUCUGUGUAGUGUGUGUUCACACUCAGGAAUACAAAUAAAUAUACGAUGAUGAAAGCUGGGCACUUUUUUUCUGCACAUCAUGCAGCACCAGAACAGAAGGGGAGGAGCUCGGAGCACAAAAUACAAUCCAACAUGGACGCCGGGUUUCACACCUGGAACCGCUAGCUGUGUUUAAACCCAUAAAGCAGACCUCAAGCGCCGUUUGGUUAUGAUGGCGAGCUCGUUUUUGGGCUGGGAUGAAACUGCGUCGUGAUUUUUUUUUUUUUUAAGCAGUGUAAAUCUCCAACCUGGCGUUCUCGGCUCAUCGGAGUUCGUGUAGCCGUUUCCAGUGGGGCUUAAUUUAAUCCGAGUGGCGUGAACUCGCGCCUGAUUUGUCUAAUACAAAACCAAGAAUUUACACCUAGCUCGAUUAUUAAAAUAAAUAAAUCCGUGUGCUGAUGGAGGCUGCGGCGUUUAUUUUGCACCACGAGAGAAUAUGGUGACUGGAGGCAAAUUCACCGUCGAUCAUUAAGAUUGUUCAGCAUGACAUGAAGACUUCAAGCUUUUAUAUUUGUUGUAUAAUAAUAAUAAUUAAUAAUCACUUAUAAUGAGAAGAAAAUAUUACAAACCUUUUCCUUUAUUCAGGAUUUCUUUAUCGGCUAAGAUUUCAUUAAUUGUAGCAGGAGAAAAGACGGAGAAUCCUUCAUUUGUGGGAUUUGAGGAGCAUAGGGAGGGGAAAAAGGUUCGGGGGGAGGGGAGGGGGGCUUUUUCCUGAGUAAUCGACAUCUUAAAUAAGUGUGUGUGUGUUUGAGUAACGUCUGAAAGGCAACAUGGACGAAGGGGAACCAGGUUUUUGAACCCUGAGUGAUGUGCGUGAGUGCUGAAGGAAUUCCAGAAGGCCGUCUUUUCGACACGCAGGAGAACCUGGAGGACGGCGUGUCCUCGCUGAUAAGCUCGUUAGAAGAGACGCAUCGUCUCCAAACCCAAACACACAGAAGCUCCUCGCUGUAGUGUAGCGCUCAGAAGGAGAGGAGCCAGAUGUUUAGGGUUUUCCCCUCCUCCGUGUUCAUGUCGUAUCGUCCCGGAGCUGUUUAUUCUCAGAGCCCAAAUUGUGAUCUCGCUCUUCUUCUCAAAGUCGAACCAAAUCCAGCAGGACCAUGAAGUGCCUGAGUAAUACAGACAGUAACCCACACUGACGUCUGACUACGGACGCAGCCUUAUGAAGGUCACGUGGUGAAGAACCGAAUGGACUCGUGUAGCUGUAGCUAACGGUUUCGCAAGUUCUUUGUGUCUCGCACGCGUCACCGUCUCCGUUCUGAUUGGUCAGAAGGUGUUUACGUUUUCUGUAACGACAGCUCUGACAUCGCAGGUUUGUCUUAAUGCGCUCGUUCUCGUUCUGAUACGCCAUCGUUUCUAUAGUAACCUAGAAGACGCUACAGACACGCACGUUGAUGGAACGGUGUGAUUGUUGAGACGUUGAAGUUUUCUGCGAGGACGUUAUUUUUAUUUAUGUAACUUAUGGAAGCAGUCUCCAGUGCUGGUUUUGUGUUUUAUAGCUGCUCUAACGUAAGUGAUAACGGUGUUCCACACAGAUAAAACUUGGACAUGUCGUGUGUUUUUUUUUUUUUUUUAAAUAGUAAGUAAACGUUAUAAUCCUAGACAAAUUGCUCUAGUAUAAGACGAAUAAAACACUUCAGAAAUGAUCAACUCAGUUGUUGAUUAUUUUCCUGUAACAACACCCCUCCCCUCCCCCAAGUGUUUAACUCGCAACUAAAUACAGACUCGUCUCCCGUUUUGUGUCCUCAUAUUGGCGAUAACUUGUGAUGUGAUGCUAAAGUGCUAGCUAUAGCCUCUCGUUAGCUACAGUACGUGAACCUCGAGAGAUGAAAUAAAACCAACUAGCAGGACGAUGUGAAACAUCUCAGGAUUUCCACGUGAGUGCAUUUAUUUCUCGAUCUCUCACACCAUGACCAGUGCAGAUUGUACAAGUUGUAUACGUUAAUGAUGUCGCUUCUGCACUCGGGCAUCCGCGUGCCUUCAGCGCCCAUCCCAGUGCCUUGAGAUCACGAUGAACCUCACCCGGGGGUCCAAGGAGCAAAUUCUCAUCGUUCACAGUUAACCAAAGUGCGUUAGUUUUCAACAGAAUUCGUCUGAAGAACGUGAGGUCCUUUUUAAACAUCCUCACUUGGGACGUAAGACGUUUUCAACUUCCUGUGGAUAUUUGACACGCAACUGUCGGAUGUUGUUUUAUUUGUUGGUUCGAGUCUUCCGUUCCUCGCUUGAAAAUUGUUCAAUACGCUUCUUUGUUCCGUCGCAGUCUGACUGUUCUCCGGAGGGAAGCUCGUUAAAGCCGAGGAUAAUGACGCUGUUGUGGGGUGGGGUUGUUUAUUUUUGUUUUUUUUCCCUCUCUCUCUCUCCCUUGUCUACAAAGACCCAACAGAUCUUGUGUAGUGGCUUGAGACGAGCGUGUAGUAUCCGUGGACUAGACGUGCCGAUUUCCCAUUUCCUCUGUCACGAUAUCAUGAGAUUAAAAGUUUUACUACAUCUUUCCCUGAGGAGGCGGCACUGUGUUUCAGUCAGACGGGAACUCUUCUGUUCAUUCCUGCAAGUGAGAAGAUUAAAAAAAAAAAAAAUCACAUAAUAAAUAUGAAUAUAAAGGUCACGAGAUUAUUCGAAAUAAAUGUAAGAUCAAAAUCAUUUCUAGACAUUUGUACUCGCCCCUUAGGAGAUGGAUUUCCGUUCUAGGAUGAAUUAUCUGCCAAACAAACGAGAAAAUGAAAUCAAAUCAAAUAAAAAGGUCAUAUACAGGCAUACAUGUGGAAUAUUUCUCUGAAUUCUGGGUUCUGUUUGAUCCGAAGGUGCAGCUUCAAAUCGCAGUUCUUGUUCUAAUACGUCCUCGUUUCUAUAGUAACAAUGUAUUUCAUGUUAACAGAGUUUAAAAUAAGUGUAAUCAUUGAUGUGAAGUUUUCUGAAAGGAUACAUUUAUUUUACUUUUGAACGCUUUUGGAAGGAGUCUCCAGUGCCGUCUUUUUUUUUUUUUUUUUGUGGUUUCUCAGUAAAAGCUGUUUUUGCUUACACAUCUGAGGAAUUGACAAUUUUUUUUUUUUGAAAGAAAGGCCAUGUUACAAAAGUCACAAUGCCACAUUUUAUACUGUGUUUUUUUUUUUUUUAAAGUUUAAAUUCAGUUUUAUAUCACAGUGACAGUGUCUGGGGUGCCAAUACUUUGUAGCGACUGAGACGGGCUACGCUCAUUAAUUUUACACUUGCAGAGUGACCUGUAUAAUAUUUGGAGCUGAUAAAAUGGCAGUUUAAUGUAGAUUAAAGGUUUCGUUUGUCUUGAUCACAGGAAGGAGUUUCUUCACACAGGAAGUGCUCUCACUGUCCAUUGUGUCUGAGUGAUCUGUGAUUUAUAACCAUGCUGUAGUCUCUGGUGUGAAAGCACCGCUGUACUGAGGUCUCCUCCCACAGCACAGCUUUUAACGCGUCUACAUCUGGAACUCCUGUCGAUGGCUUGAGGAUUUUCUUUUCUUUUAUCAAUUCUCUUUAUUUUUCUUAAUUGCUGUUUACUGUGUAAUUGUUUCAUGUAAACCACCACAAGCAAUGGACCAAAUAAUAUGCCAAUAAAUAUUUUUUAUAAAAGAA
Messenger RNA from Neoarius graeffei (lesser salmon catfish), 7640 nucleotides. RefSeq names its product zinc finger CCCH-type containing 7Ba (gene zc3h7ba). Gene Ontology annotation, biological process: miRNA processing. The coding region runs from base 197 to 3130 and encodes 977 amino acids. Lineage: Eukaryota; Metazoa; Chordata; Actinopteri; Siluriformes; Ariidae. The transcript has 23 exons. Gene Ontology annotation, molecular function: metal ion binding; protein binding; miRNA binding. The record is from RefSeq and is a predicted model, not a curated record.